Pantherophis guttatus is the source of this 9974-nucleotide messenger RNA. RefSeq names its product zinc finger CCHC-type containing 24 (gene ZCCHC24). Lineage: Eukaryota; Metazoa; Chordata; Lepidosauria; Squamata; Colubridae. The record is from RefSeq and is a predicted model, not a curated record. Gene Ontology annotation, molecular function: zinc ion binding; nucleic acid binding.
GAAGAAAAAGAGGAGGAGGAGGAGAGGGGAGGGGUCCCGUCCGUCAACGGGCCCUUCGACGCGGGGCAAGGAUGAGCCUCUUGUCAGCCAUCGAGACCACCGCCGCCUCCGUUUACCAGCCGGCCCAGUUGCUCAACUGGGUUUACCUCUCUUUGCAAGACACCCACCAGGCCAGCGCCUUCGACGCCUUUCGGCCGGAGUCUUCCUCCACGCAGCACCCGGAGCUCAGCUACCCCAGCAAGAGCAACGCCGAGCUGGGCACCUCCUCGCUCAAUUCCAGCUACCUAAACAGCUUCCUCCAGCUGCAGAGGAACGAGGCCUUGAACAGCAGUCUGUAUAAGAGUGCCUCUCCUUAUGGAUCUCUUAAUAACAUUGUGGAUGGCUUGAAUUCCCUUACGGAACAUUUCUCUGACAUUUCCCUAUCAUCAGAUGCCAGAAAGCCAAGCAAGAGACCUCCACCAAACUAUUUGUGCCACCUUUGCUUUAACAAGGGACACUACAUCAAAGACUGCCCACAGGCUCGUCCAAAAGGAGAAGGCUUGACUCCAUAUCAAGGGAAGAAACGCUGCUUUGGAGAAUAUAAGUGCCCCAAAUGCAAGAGAAAAUGGAUGAGUGGGAACUCGUGGGCCAACAUGGGACAAGAAUGUAUCAAGUGCCAUAUCAAUGUUUAUCCUCAUAAGCAGAGACCGUUGGAAAAACCCGAUGGGCUAGACGUGUCGGAUCAAAGCAAAGAACACCCGCAGCAUCUCUGCGAGAAAUGCAAAGUCCUGGGCUACUACUGCCGCCGUGUGCAAUAAAGAAACCCAUGGAGAUUUGGGUCUGCCUCCACAGAUCCUGUGGCAACAGCCAAAAGGGAAGGAGGGGAACCACCGUCGUCCAAGAACCUUCAUCCGUCACCAAUAUUGCCUAACCUAAUCAUAUGCCUUUCCUUUAACUGAAUGUAACACUUUUCCCUGUGUAUGUACGGACUCUGUACUACGGACAUACAACUUGCAUCUAUAGGUCUAUGUGGUGUGAUGCGUAUUCCUUUCUUAAGGGUCUCGCAAAACAAGCCAUGCUUUCAUAUGGGUGGAGACCAACUGACCACUGGCUCUUGCUGGACUAUACCCGCCAUACUCAUGAUGGAUUUCCACUGCUACGGUGGUUUCCACUGAUUGUUUACACAAUUCCAGUAUUCUACCCUAAGUGAUCUAGUGCUGUUUGUCUAGAGAGAUCUGGAACAUAUGCUUGGAUGAAUUAAGGGGUGGGGUGGGGUGGGAUGGGAUCAGGCAGGCAUGACUCAAGAUGCAUUUUAUGGGGGCAGUCUCUAAGUCUAAACGCUAUUGAUAAAUGCUUAUUUUAGCUAAUGCUGCCAACUAGGAUUCUUUAAAGCUAAGGUUUUAGGAGGAAUUAAGGCUGUGGUGCAAAUAUUCAGUUUUCUUGACGGUGGACAUGGUGUGGAAGUUCUACUCGCUUGCUUGCUUUCCAAGAGUCUCGCAGGGCCGCUGAAGAGAGGCUUUUGGUGAGCUUUAGGGUAUUUUUUUUUAAAUCUGAGGGCUGAAAAGAACAAGUGAAUAAUUGUCUGAUGAGUGGUUUUCAUGGAAGCGUGAUGAUGGUCGAACACGUAGAGUGGAACAAGAAUGUGUCUUUUUUGUGUAGCAACUUUAUGCACGUUUAGGUCAAUGGAGGUCCCGCUAAAAUCCAGGAGACCUAUUUGAGAACAAGCUUGCAUAAAUGCACUUAUUUUUAAAGGCUGUUUUUUGUUUGCCCUAACUUCCCAUGUAAUUCUCACCUUUUUCUUCAGCUACCAACGGUGGCUCAAUUUCCUCUCCUCAGGCUGCAUAGGUAGCCAACAAGAGGUGCAUCAUUUUGUCUUCAACAGACAAAGACUUUCUGAAUUCGGUUCCCCCUCUCCACUUGUGCCUGUUUCUCUACCAUCAUUGUCCCCCAAACACAUAAUUUUGGGUGGAGUUUGGCCUGUUCCUCCAUCAACAAUUAAUGGUGGGACCAGCCAGAGUUUCAUCUUUCUUUCAUGCUAUUCUUUCUCACAUGAAUGUUCUCUCAAUGGGUUGGACUGCACGCCCAUAUAAUCCUUGGCCAACUAGGGUGAAGGAAAGUUUGAUACAUUUAGAGAAGAAAGACUGAGAAAUCUUUCUCUCUCUCUCUCUCCCUCUCCCUCUCUCUCUUUCUCUCUCUCUCUCUCUCUCCAUUGAGCCACAUGAGGUUUUAAAAACAUGGUAAGAGAAGUCAACAACCAAUAAGGAGCUGUACAAUGUCGCAUCAGAGCAAAAUACAGUUGGAAGGGACCUUGGAGGUCUUGUAGUCUAACCCCCUAUUCUGGACAAAUGGCUGUUCAAUCUCUCUUGAUCUCUCUCCAGUGAUGGACCUCCCACAAUUUCUGAAGGCAACCUGUUCCACUGAUUUAAUUGUUCUCACUGUCAGGAAAUUUCUCCUUAAUUCUAGGUUAGAUCUCUCUCUGAUAAAUUUCCAUUCAUUAAUUCCUGUCUUGCCUUUAGGUUUUGGGAGAAUAGGUUGUCUCUCUUCUUCGUUCAUCUACAGAUUGCAAUUUAUUUCAAUUCUUGCAUGGUGCCAUGACUUUUAGAACAAUGUCUAAUAAAAAUGUGUCUAGGAUCAAGAUUUAGCCUUCAGUUUAGAACACCCAGAAAUUUAUUGUAGGAGUCUGUUUACACACUUCCGUUGGCCAAGAUCAACUAAAUGAGUAAUCCCAUGGGAUCAUAUCAAAUCCAGUGGAGGUCAAUUGGUACCUUCAGCUGAUGGUCUACUAUGAUGAUUAAGACCUUUUCUUGAUUGCCUCUCGAUGGGAGUCUAUAAUUUCAAUUGGCCCUGAGUUUAGAACACCAGAAAAAGAGGAUAGAUCUUACUUACUGACACAUAAUGCAAUAUGCCAUACGAUAGACCAAAAUUUCAUUUUCAUGAUAAGGUGCCCUGUAGCUCGACAGAAGGAGAGGUGUCCCACUUUGACCUUCCUCAGUACUGAGUGGCAAUUGAUCUCUGAAAAUUGUUUCCAGAGUCCUGUGGAAGUUAAACUAAGGGUAAUUUUUAAUAAGAUAGUUAUUAAAUGAACAACUGGAAAAAGUAUUCUUUUUAACCAUUUUUAAUUCUUAGUAAAGAUAAAUCAAAUCAGAUCUAAUUCUGAUCCUUGGUUUACUUACAGAACAGAACAGAACAGAAUAACAGAAUUGGAAGGGAUUUUGUAAAUCAUCUAGUCCAACCCCCUGCCCAAGUUUUACUGUUUUUAAAAACUCAGUUGCCAUUCUUCCACGCCUAUCUUGGAAGCAUCUCAACCAUGGUUCUUCCUACUUGUCAAGUUUCUGUCCUGAAUAAUAGUUGAGCUUCUUUUUAAAAAAUUACCUUCAUUUAAAAUGCUGUUAAAGCAGCGGUUGAAGUAUUCUAGGUAUCCCCUGUUUGUUUCAAUAGAAAUCUAGUGUUAGGCAUGAAAACCAUACAUUAAAUUGAAGUUAAGAGUCAUUGCUCCAGUCUACAGAUGAGAAUCUAGUCAACACUAAAUUGGCGCUAGAUAAGGUCAAUGGGAUUGGAUUUAGACUGUUUGUGGAAACACAAAGACUGUAGGCCAGGAGUGUCAAACACAAGGUCCAGGGGCCAGAUCCGGCCUGCAGGGUGCUUAGAUCUGGCCCAUGGGGAAAUAACAAAGGACUGGCCCACAGUGCCUCUGCCAGCGAAAAUGGAGCUCAGGAGGGCUGCAUGCGGCCCACCCAAGCUCCAUUUUCGCUGGCAGAGUGUUUCAGGAAGCCGUCACAACCAAAAAUGGGGCUCAGGAGCCCGUUUUCUCUGACAGAGCAUUCGGGGCCACCACAGGUGCCCCCGACAUGAGUGACGUUGAGCUGACCACCCCCGCCCCAGCAUUGCCCACUCUCCCCCACCCCCGAGGUCAAACACAACCCUGAUGCGGCCCGCAAUGAAAUCGAGUUUGACACCCCUGGUCUAGGCUAAUGACUCGCUUAACUCCUGUGUGCUCUUCUACAACUAGGACUGAAUUCCUAGGAUUAGGAAUUCAGAUCAGGGCAAUAUUGAACAGUGAAGUUACAUUAUUCAAAAUCAACCAAGACCAUUGCCAGAUCAUCAAGAAGAGUAAUACCAUGCUCUGUACUGCAGAUGGCAAGUAAACAGAGGUGCUUUGCAUCUGGAAGAGUUUCAAGAUACUGGUAGGACCUUAGAGAACUGGAUGACCUGCCGUAUUUUGCCAAACUACAAGAGUUCAGCAAUGUAAGAAUUACAGGGUAAGGGUCUACAAAGCAGGGAGAUAUUUGACAGAUCUAGCUACUCCUCUCUACCUAUUCUUAGUCUCUUUCUAUAAAUUCCAGGUCAACCCAUACCUUUCUGCCAUAGAACUUAAGGAGCAGUGUUCAAAUGUAGCCUGUUCCAGCUAUUUCCAAAUAUUCUCCAGAGAUAUGAGACCCUCCGAGCCAGCAUUAUACCAAUGGCUUGAUAGAUUGGACUUGUUGGAGAUGUUUGUCUAGCACAUUUGGGGGAGAAAAAAAUCUUGACAAAUGUUGCCAACACCAAGAAUUCUUUUAAUAUAAAUUUAUAUUAAUUAAAUUAAAUUAAAUUUUCCAGAUGUACAGUAGUGGCCAAAAUUGUGGAAACCUUUGGGGGAAAGUGUAUUUUCUAAAACUAGCUAAUAACACCAUUUUUGGGGGGAGUAUGAUCAUAAAAUUAUAAAUCAGUGAAAAGAUAAUUUAAUCAAGAAUGUAAUGCAAUAACUUUUAUGAAGGAUUUGCUAUUAGAAUAGCAGUUACAGUAUAUAGAAGAAAAGUGAAACACUUUUCUUCAUGUAGAAAAAAUGAGAUAUACAAAAAUUAUCACCAUGUCAGUUAAUAGUUGGGUAACCUUUAGCAUGAAUUAUGGCCUUACAACCUCUUCCCAUGGAGUGAACCAAGUCUUUUAGUUCUGUAGCUAUUCUAAUGUGAAACCAAGAUUGAAUGAUUCUAUUCUAUUAACUGGGUUUUAUUGCUGGGUCACUUCUGACUAACAAGUUUCUUUAGUCUGCUCCAUAGAUUUUCAACUGGGUUAAGGUCUGGGCUAUUCCCAGGCCAUGCCAGCAGUGGAAUAGGAUCAUCUUGAAACUCAAAAAAAAAAAAAAAAGUGGUGCUAUUAGCCAUCAAACCUCAAAAAUACACUUUUCCCAAAAGGUUUCCACAAUUUUAGCCACGACUGUACAUGGAACACAUACACCUUACAAUUUCUCGUGAACCAUGUUUCCUUCUUCAAACCAGUGGGGAAUUCCUGUAUCUUAAUAUAAAUAUUUCCAGCAUCUUGUUGUACAGUAAUGGAGUGAACUUCCUAAUUUAGAAAAGUCGCUAAAUCUGUUUAGGCUUCUAUGGAAACCAGGUGCAUCUCUUUAUGGGGGUAUUAUGAACCUUAUUAAUCUGCUUUAAGCCAUAGGUAGAAAGCGAUUUUAUUUUUUAUUUUUUUAGCUUCAAGUAAAUUUUCUUGACACAGUUAGAUAAAAUUCAUUAGCAGUUGGGUCAUCAUUUGUAUUGGAUCCAAUGGUUGUUUGGAAACAACUCCUUUAAAUCCCAUUAUUGUCAGUGGGUUUAUUAUAAAAAUGAAUAAGCAUAGAUGAAUCCAUGAUUAGGACCAUUUCUGGAUCAGUUUUUGUUUACAUAGCAACUCCUCUGAAUUAACCAAGCUGAAAGCUUUCCUCUGCAUUGUUUACAUGAUUAAGGACUCAAUUAAUUGAGUCCAAAAAAAGAAAAUCAAGAUUAAUGGUAUUAUAACAUGUGUUAAGAAAAAGAUAUAAACCAGAGAAUCUGGAUAAUUACGCUGUUUCCCUGAAAAUAAGACACCCCCUGAUAAAAAGCCCAAUCGCGCUUUUGAGCGCAUGCGCUAAAAUAAACCACCCCCUGAAAAUAAGCCCUCCCUCAAAAUAUUUAACUGCAUGCACAGCCGGUCCCCACCAUUUCUUCUGGUUAGGGUUAGGGAGACAGAGCUAGAAAUUAGGUAAGAUGGCAAGAGGAGCCCCGUCUUGCUCCACACGCCCCAAAAUAAUAUGACCUCCCUGAAAAUAAGGCCAAGCACUUCUUUCGGGGUUCAGAAAAAUUCUAAGACAGGGUCUUAUUUUCAGGAAAACACUUUCUAGCAUUGUGUUAUUAUCCAGAGCAGGAAGAAUGCAAGUGAUGGCUUUUGAAGACUUGAACUUGAGCGUUAAAGUUCGUUCGUUUUUCUUUUUAAAGUAGGAGUAAGAAUUGAAUAAUAGGAGAAAUACAAUACAAAUAGCCUUAUAUUAAACCAGCUGCAGGUUUUGUUAUUGGUGUUAUUGUUGUUGUUUGAGCACUUAUAAAAUAUUAACCAAAAUCUUCCUAGUUGUUGUCAUACCUGCCUACGUAAAAUUCCCCAAAAGUAUAUUAGGAGAACAAAAUGUAGAUAAGAUUAUUAUUAUUUUUUUUCAACUGAUGUUAAAAAAUGAAGGCCAGUUGAGCACAAUUCAUUUUAAAUGGCAGGCGAUUGUUCUUAAUUUCCUUAAGAGAAUAACAGAGUUGGAACGGACCGUGGAGGUCUUCUAGUCCAGCCCCUUGCUCAAGCAGGAGAUCCUAUCAUUGCAUGAUCUCUGCGAUGGAAAGUCCAGCCCAAGCCAUUUCAUGUAGGUUUAAUAUGUUAUGCUCAGUGGUGGGAUACUGCUGGUUUAACAACCGGUUCAGUGAGCAUGCGCACAUGCCUAAGGCACUUGUGUGCAGCGCUGAAAAUGGAGCAUUCAGAAGCUCAGCUGCUUAUCUUCCAAGUCAGUAACAGUAAGUAGAACAGCAAGGGGGAGAAAUCAGCUGUGCCGUGCAAUUGAGAUGAGCUCGAAAGCAGGAAAUAAAGGACAGGAUAGGUUGGGAGCGGAUGGGCGGGGCCAGCUGAUCAUUGGAGCUACCGGUUCGCCCAAACCGGUCUGAACCGGCUGCAUACUAUCUCUGGUUAUACUAAAAGAGCUCUUCUGGAUAGGAUUCUGCAAUUCGAUUAAGGUCAGUGGCAGGCAGAACUCAGAAUGUAUGUUUUGUGCAUGUGAGACUCUAGGAAACACCCUGACUUUAAAGACAGCUGAGAAAAGAACUCUUAUCAAGUUCAUUGAUAGCAAGAAUUAAUAGCAGCACUGUUGAUGGAACAAACCAGUUGUGUACGGUAUGAUUUUGAGUUUCUGUCGAGACCAUAAAAGGGUUGAUUUUAAACCAGAUUGUGAAGUUUUUCAUUCAGGGUUGCAAAUGACCCACCUGAAAGAGCAGAGGGGAUCCCCUGCAGUGGGGCAAGUGACGUCCUAUGUGCCUUAUAUUGAAUUCCUCUAUCAACCUUGUGACACUGCAAUUCAACAGCGAGUAGAUUCUAAUUCAGCCUUCUAAGAAUAUUUCAUGCCACAUCAUCUUGUAAGACAAGGUUGUGCCUGGCUUCUGGGGCUGUGAACUGGGACUGGGCCGCAGCAUGCCAGAAACCGGGCCACACAAGCAAGCAAAGCCCCAUCCGUGGGAUGCAGGCACACCCCCUCCAGUCCAUGGGAAAACUUCUGUCCAUGGAACCGGUCCCCUAGUGCCCAAAAGGGUUGGGGGGCCGCUGUUUAUAAGACAUGAUUUUAUAUCUAGCCAAAAUUUCAGUGCUCUUUCCUUUCAUGUCUGCGAAAAAAAAACCACUGCCUCUAGAAAUAUUUCUGUGUGAUUGUAGCACUGAUUGAGCCUGACCGAUGUGGUUAACUGAACAAAAUGAAGGCUUGUGUUUUUUUUUUUCUUAGGAUAAUUGUCAAAAGGGACAAUCGUGUGCAGUUCAUAAAUGUAGUCCAUGGAUAUUAAUGUUUACUCUCCCUUGUUAUGAAAUAUUUUACAGUUUUACUUGCCGAAGUGUAUUUAUCUUGAGUUAUACUUGACAUAGUGUUCCUCUCCAUUUUUUUUUUUUUUUAAUACUGUGUGUGUAUUUUGGAGAACUUUUUAGAUGUUUAAAAUUUUUGAAUGGUUACAAAUAUUUCUUUGUAAUACUGAAUUGUUAUUGGAAAACUUUGCAGUAACCUUUCUGUAUAUAUUUGAGGGUCUUUUAAAAUUACUAUUGUUAGUUUUGCUUGAGGCUUUUUUUAAAAGUGUUUUUACAACUCUGAAGCUUUCAGAAAGCGAUCUUAGUUUUCUAUACUAUGAUACUAACAGAGCUAAGAGUUUUCUUAAGUAUUAUACAAAAUUAAGGGUGUAUCCUCAAGAAAAUAUUUAUGGAAGGAAUUUUUUUUCUUUUCUUUUUUUUUUUACCGUGCCUUUGUCUGUAUAAAAUAUGCAACCGAGCUACAUUAAGAAGGAAAUAUUGUCUACAUAGAAUAUUAUAUGAAAGUUGAUACAUAAUUCUGACAAGAAAAUGAAGCCUUGCAAUUCUUUUAAGCCAUAUUGUUCUUCUUAUUGCUUGUAUUUGGAUGAAAAUAUCAGUAUUAAGUAACCAGUGUAUUAUUUGGGUGUUUAGAACUUAUAUUAAUAUGCUUAUUCGAUUUAUUUAUAUGUGUAUUAUGGAAAGUAUUAUUGCCUUUUUAGAAAAGCUAGGACUGAUUUUGUAAGAAUCAGGUUGUUGGAGUUAACUUUUUCCACUUAAUGGCCUUGAGUGAAACACACUAACAAUCCAGACCUAAGACAAGCAUUUGGGCUGGGCCUAAUGACUGCCACAUCUGCCCAUUGUCAGCAGAAACUCUAGUGCAAAGAUAAGCACUGAAGCGUAAAUGCUCUAUGGAUAUUUUUCACACAUUCCACUUAAACACACACCUAGGAACUUUCUGUUAAAAAACAACAACAAUAUUCAUUUCUGUUAGAAAUUUUGUUUAUAUAUAGCACCACAAAGCAGUAAAGCACAGUCACCAUGUGUUUUACUGCUCAGCUGUUCAACUGUAACAGGAAACAGGAAACUCUUACUUAGAGCAUAGAUUAUAUAGCAUAGAUCCAAACUUGUAAACACUGCCAUCUACUGGCUGAAUACUACUGUAGUUGUUGCAUAGACAUACAUUCCAACAAUGAAUUCCAACAAUUUUCAUAUCUGAAGGGUCAAUUUUUGGAAAGUAAAAAGGACAUACAUGAACCAGAUUGGUCUGUUAGGCAGUUAAGCAUCAUUCUUCGUGGCAUGUGCUCUCUCUUGAGGAGAACUCCAGGUGUCUUGUGGUGUAAGGUGUGAAAUGAUCCAAAGAGUUGCUGUUUCUGAAAUGCUAUAGUAUGGUUGGAUGUGUGUGUGUGUGUUUUUUUUUUUUAUACUGCAUCUUAGAGGUGAGCAGGGUACACCUUGCCCUACCCAACGAUGCUGAAAACCGUUGAAGAAACAUUUCACUGAGGUCUGGAAAGCAAUAAGGCUGGCGUUAAAGCAAUGCACUCAGUCAUUGGCUGCAAACCGGGAAAGGGUUGCGGUGAUAUAAGCAUUUUGUGUUUAUUUUUAUUUAGAAUGCAUAACGUGAUACAGUAUGCAUGUUAGAAUCAUGUAUAUUAUAUGCAUCUUAUUCUUUACGGUUUCCCAUAGUUCCGUUAUAUUAAGAUUGUUUGUUUGUUUGUUUGUUUUAAACCCUGUUUAAAACGAGCUCAGGCCCGCACUGAGCUCUUAAUAUCUCUUACAAAAGUUAUUUAGAGCAGCAAACUACAAUAUAUGAAACUAAUGUUGUUAUAUUAAUUUCUGCCAAUUUCAAUUAGUUUAAUUACUUACUUUAAAAAAAAAUUCUAGCUGUACUCAUUUGAGUUCUUAGUUGUAUAAUUUUUCUCUUCUUUAACUGGUCGUUAACUUGUACAGCUUUUUUUUUUUUUAAAUGAAGAAAAUAAUAACUUUUCUAUGGACAUGGGCCUCAGAGAAGACAGGCUUAGCUCAGCCACCAAAGUGACAACUUGACUAUAAAAAGGGUAGCGGACAAGACUGUCAAAAUUCUGCUGUGGAUUGUCCAUAAAAUGGCAUUCCGACAUGUGCCUUAAUUGCUGGAUAGUAUUAGCUUGUCUUUAGUGUUAUGACAGUUUUAAUGCUGUAUUAAAAUACUGCAAACAAACAAGGAA